Molecule: messenger RNA, 2785 nt
Organism: Cannabis sativa
Lineage: Eukaryota; Viridiplantae; Streptophyta; Magnoliopsida; Rosales; Cannabaceae
Product: probable inactive leucine-rich repeat receptor-like protein kinase At3g03770
Exons: 7
Coding region: 199-2556 (785 amino acids)
Biological process (GO): protein phosphorylation
Molecular function (GO): ATP binding; protein kinase activity; protein binding
Source: RefSeq, a predicted model, not a curated record
ACUCUGUUUUCUCAUUCUUUUUCUAAGCAAACCCGUGAACUCUUUCUGUGACCACAUAAUUUAACAAUGCCAAUGCCAAUGCCGUCUCAAGAACCAAAGUCUUUCUCAGAAAAGGGAAGCAUGACAGCGGUGAUUCUUAAAUGAAAUACAGCUGAAAGGUUUUUUUUUUUUAACUUGGGUCUUCUCAACUUUCUUCCAAUGGUAAUGGCAAUGGAAAAACCAGUCUUUUUUCCUCUUCUUUUUCUUCUUACUCUGUUAAUGGCUUUUCUACUAGUCAAACCUUCAAACCAGCUUGACCUUCCUCAGACUCAAUCCCUUCUCAGAAUCCAACAGUAUCUCAACUUUCCCCCAGCUUUAAACAGCUUGAAAAACGAGGACACAGACUUCUGCAACAUUGAACCAACCUCAUUUUUCACUGUCGUUUGUUAUGAGAACGACAUAACUCAGCUCCACAUUAUCGGCAACAAUGAGUUCCCUCCUCUGUCUCAAGACUUCUCCAUACAUUCUUUCUUUACUGCUCUGGCCAAGCUCAACACUUUGAAGGUUCUCUCUUUGGUUUCUCUCGGGCUUUGGGGACCAUUGCCUGGUGCUAUAGGCCAUUUAUCGUCGUUGGAGAUUCUCAAUAUUAGCUCUAACUACAUCCAUGGCGCUAUUCCCACACAGCUUCUCCAUUUGAGAGAUCUUCAGACUAUUGUACUCGACCACAAUAACUUUUCUGGGCCAGUUCCAUUUUGGCUCAACUCACUCCCAAUGUUGACUGUUCUUAGUUUAAAGCACAAUUUGCUAAGUGGGUCUCUCCCAAAUUCAUUGGGGAGCUUGAGGAAUCUCCGGGUUCUCACUCUAUCAGAGAAUAAAUUAUCUGGGUCAAUCCCCAACUUUAGAAAAUUAACAAACUUGCAGGUUCUUGAUCUUGAAGACAACCAGUUUGGACCAAAUUUCCCAUCUUUGCCCAGAAAACUAGUCAUACUUAAGCUCAGAAAGAACAGGUUUCGCUUAGGCAUCUCUGCUAAUAUAACCUCCUUUUACUUGUUACAGAAGCUGGACAUUUCGAUGAAUGAGUUCGUAGGGCCAUUCAUGCCAUCUUUGCUGUCUAUGCCUUCAAUUUCUUACCUUGAUAUUUCAGGGAACAAGUUUACUGGAGUGCUCUCUGAGAAUAUGACUUGUAGUUCUGGUCUUAAUUUUGUGAAUAUGUCCUCAAAUUACUUGGUGGGAAAGUUACCUUCUUGUCUGGUUUUGCCUCCUAAGGACGGUGUCGUUUUGUAUUCUGGGAACUGUUUGUUGAGUGAUCAUGAUAAGCAGGAACAACGACAGCAACACCCUGUUGAGUUCUGCCAUAAGGAAGCUCUGGCUGUGGAAGUCAUACCAAGAAGAGAGAAGCCUAAGAUUCCAAAUAAUAAACCAGUUCUGGCACCCACUUUGGCUGGUGGGAUAGUUGGGGCAAUAGCGGUUGUUGGUGUGGUUUCAAUGCUUGUUAAGAAGAAGUAUGGUAAGUACACUCUUAAAAAACCUACAACAACGUUGAUUACAGAGAGAGUUUCAACAGUUAACACAGCCAAACUACUUUCAAAUGCUAAACAUAUAUCGGAGACUAUGAAGUUAGGAGCUUCGCUUCCUGCUUAUAGAACUUUCUCUUUGGAAGAGCUCAUGGAAGCUACUAAUAACUUCGAUGAUUCAGCUUUCAUGGGGGACAGUCCAAAUGGUCAAUUGUACAGGGGCAAGCUCUGUGAUGGAACGCUCAUAACGAUAAGAAGCUUGGAAAUGAAAAGAAGGCGAAGUCCACAGGCCUAUACUCGUGAUCUUGAGAUGAUUUCGAAACUAAGACAUUGCCAUUUAAUUAGUGCUCUAGGACACUGCUUGGAGUGCCAACUUGAUGAUUCAGGUGUUAGCAGAAUAUUUCUCGUCUUCGAGUUCUCUCCCAAUGGAACUCUAAGAGACUGCAUCUCAGGUACUCAAGGACUGAAACUCAAUUGGACACAGAGAAUUGCAGCUGCUAUUGGAGUUGCAAAAGGCGUUCAGUUUCUGCACACCGGGAUUGUUCCUGGAGUGUACUCAAAUAAUCUGAAAAUAACAAAUGUCAUGUUAGAUCAUAAUCUUCAUGUGAAGAUCAGUAGCUAUAACCUUCCACUUUUAGCUGAAAACAGAGGAAUGGCGAGUAAUGUAGUUUCUUCCACAACAAAAGGAAGUGGUCAAGAUAGGGUGAAACACGAGGAUAAGAAUGAUGUCUAUGACAUAGGAAUUAUCUUACUAGAGAUCAUUCUAGGAAGGCCUAUCAUGUUCUACAAGGAAGUUGAUUCUCUAAAAGAUCUUUUGAGAGUAAGCAUAGCAACCGACGAUACUGGUAGAAGAAGCAUCGUUGAUCCAGCAGUGCACAAACAAUGCUCCGACGAAUCACUGAUGACAAUGAUGGAGAUAUGUAUGAGGUGCCUGUCGAGUGAGCCCGCUGAUAGGCCUUCCGUCGAAGAUAUUCUUUGGACUCUGCAAUUCGCAGCUCAGGUUCAGAAUUCAGGGAGAGGGGAAUCUAUGAACAGCCAAGAGUCACAUGGCGCAUUGUCUUGAGAAAUUGGCAACUGCAAACUUUGCAAUCUUACCAUCAACUAAAGAACAGUAAAUUAUGUGCCGACUCCAAUAGCAGUAGAUUAUACUGAGUGUAUAAGUAAAGCUCUUUAAAUGGUGUGAUAUCUUUUUUUUAUUUCCCUCUGUGAAUUGAUGAUCUAGCUCUAUAUUUAUUUAUAUAUACAUGGGAUAAGUGUAGGGCUUCCAUAAUAUAGAACAGUUUUUUUCCUUU